This is a messenger RNA of Sphenostylis stenocarpa, 2595 nucleotides long. The record is from the annotation of a GenBank genome assembly. Lineage: Eukaryota; Viridiplantae; Streptophyta; Magnoliopsida; Fabales; Fabaceae.
AUGGGAACUCCACCAACGGAUGAACUCGUGAAGAAGAUCCAACAGUUAGAGGAAGGACAAGAGCACCUGAAGCAAGAAAUGUCAAAGCUCAAGCUCUCCGAUGUGAGACACGGCCAUCGCCAGAGGUCGCACUCCGUCUCUCCGCAGCGUUCCAGAUUGGGCGCUCCGCCGAGGAGGCGGAGCGAUGCACCAGCGGCUGCGUGGAAGAGAGGUUCGUGUUCCUUUAAACAAUCCUCGCCGCUGCAGAGAGAGAGCCGUGGCGGCGGCGAUCCUCAAAUUCACGGCAGCGGUGGCGGAGGAGGGUUAGGAGUAGGAGGAGUAGGAGAAGGUGCUACUCCGCGUUGCAGUCCUUCCGCCGUGAAUUUCACGGAACGGCAGUAUCUUAAUAUUUUGCAGUCAAUGGGACAGUCUGUUCAUGUAUUGGAUCUUAACUGUCGCAUAAGAUACUGGAACCGUAGUGCGGAAAAUCUGUAUGGUUAUACAGCAGAGGAAGCUCUAGGGCGGGAUGGAAUUGAGCUGCUUGUAGACCCUAGGGAUUUGGGCUUGGCCAAUGAUACAGUGAACCGUGUGAUGAUGGGAGAGAACUGGACAGGGCAAUUUCCGGUCAAGAAUAAGAUGGGAGAGAAGUUCUUAGCUGUAGCGACUAAUACACCUUUCUAUGAUGAUGAUGGAAGCUUAGUUGGGAUAAUUUGUGUCUCAAGUGAUUCACGGCCCUUUCUUGAAAUGAAAGUUCCAAUGUCUGGUGUAAGGAACACUGAGUCAGAUUUGGACUCGGGUGGAACUCGAUCUAAAAGUAGCAUUUCGAAUAAACUUGGCAUUGACACUCAACAGCCACUUCAAGUUGCUCUUGCUUCGAAAAUUUCAAAUUUGGCAUCAAAGGUGAGUAACAAAGUAAAGUCAAGGAUCUGGACGGGAGAAAAUAAUGUGGAUCGUGAAGGUGGGAGCGGUGAAAGUCAUCAUUCUGAGCAUAGUUUGUCGGAAUCAGUUCUUUCGGACCAGAGAGAGGAUGCUAAUUCCAGUGGAGCUAGCACCCCCAGAGGUGAUGUGCCACCAUCCCAUUUUGGUGUGUUUACUCAUGGUGAAGAAAAAACCCAGGGAAAAUCUUCGAAAGAGUCUGGUAAUGAGAAUGAAGUAAAAUCAAUUCACAAAAUCAUACCUGCUAAGGCUGAAGCCUGGAUUCAAAGGAAAACAUUAUCAUGGCCAUGGAGAACAAGGGAUCGAGAAGGUCCAGAAGUAUCAGAGGAAAGGAAUGUUCGUGUCAGUGGGCCCUGGAGACAGAAUGAUCAAGAAAAUGAAUCAGUUAAUCUGAAGAUUCUUUCUUCUGGCUUGAAGCAAGAAAGCACGGGUGGGGAAAGUAAUCGCCCUAAUAAUAAUGAAGCUUCAGGAUCCUGGUCCUCCUUUAAUGUUAACAGCACAAGUAGUGCCAGCAGCUGUGGGAGUGCUGGCAGUUGUGCUGUCAAUAAUAAAGUGGAUGUGGACACUGAUUGCUUGGAUUAUGAAAUUUUGUGGGAGGACCUGACAAUUGGAGAACAAAUUGGGCAAGGUUCUUGUGGAACUGUAUAUCAUGCUCUGUGGUAUGGAUCAGAUGUUGCCGUCAAAGUUUUCUCGAAGCAAGAAUAUUCAGAUGAUGUGAUACUGUCCUUCAGACAAGAGGUGUCUGUCAUGAAAAGGCUGCGACAUCCAAAUAUUCUUCUCUUUAUGGGGGCGGUGACUUCACCUCAACGUCUCUGCAUCGUGACAGAGUUUCUCCCACGUGGAAGCUUGUGCCGCUUGUUACACAGAAACACAUCUAAACUUGACUGGAGACGGCGAGUUCAUAUGGCCUUGGAUAUUGCACGGGGCAUAAAUUAUCUUCAUCAUUCUAACCCACCUAUCAUCCACAGAGAUUUGAAAUCUUCAAAUCUUCUAGUUGAUAGGAACUGGACUGUGAAGGUUGGUGAUUUUGGUCUUUCACGAAUUAAGCAUGAAACAUAUCUCACAACCAAGACCGGAAGGGGCACGCCUCAAUGGAUGGCACCAGAAGUUCUUCGUAAUGAACCCUCCGAUGAGAAAUCUGACGUUUACAGCUUUGGAGUAAUAUUAUGGGAAAUUGCAACUGAAAAGAUACCUUGGGAUAAUCUCAACUCAAUGCAGGUGAUUGGAGCUGUAGGAUUCAUGAAUCAACGGCUUGAAAUUCCCAAAAAUGUCGAUCCACGGUGGGCAUCUAUAAUUGAGAGCUGCUGGCACAGCGACCCAGCAUGCCGGCCAACGUUCCCCGAACUGCUUGAAAGGCUUAGAGAGCUGCAAAAACACAUAGCCGAUUUGAGUCCAUCAUCAACAUUUGCCAAGUGGCAUCUUGAUGUUUCAUCAAUUGAUUGGUGGUUUUGGAUGUUUGGAGUCUUGUCAAUUGGAUCUAUUACCACCCGCAUUGUACUUUUUCUACGCAACUGUUUGCGCCACUAUUUCAAAGUUGUACAGAAGUUUAGGACAUCAGACAUCCUUUUAAGGAACCGUUCAGAAUUUGCUUGGCCUGUUUUCGAAUCCCAGAAUAAAUUUUCAAUUGCUGCUGCAUUCUAUUGGCCAUCCCUUUUUGUUAACAUUAACCGAACUGUUUAA